CCAAUCGGCUACCGUGGAGAGGACCGCAGUAGGAAGCUGGUGUCUUUCUCUCUCUCUCGCGCGAGAUCGUCUGGUAUUGCCAAGAAUAUAAUUGGGAAUCCUCGAGACUGCAGAAUGUCAUGAUCUAAAGGCCCGCAGUGCUUCUUGGCGCUUACAUUUGUCUCUGCUAAGCCCUUUUUGCGGUUGACGAUACCUUCGGAAUUCUGUUACCUAAAAGUCGAGUUGUCAGUUUUUUUGCCCGGCGUAUGAGAGGCGAAGUAAGUGUAGGCAGGGCUAGACAGGGCUGAAGAUGUACGAGAACUCGUCAGGAACUUUUGAUCCAGCUAUCAUGAAGUGUCCACGGGCUCAGAUUCCUAUACGAGACGAAGAGUGAAGUAUAGAUGACCAGCGUCUACUCUUGCAAGUCUCUGGACUAUAUAAACACGUCUUCUUUGCUCUAUUCCACGAUCUAUCUCCCUCAUCAACUCACAACAACAACUUCUUCAGAUCAGACACCAGAGCUACAAACUCCAACUCAAUCUUCACCUUCCACCUACAACACUUCCAAGAUGCUCAUCACCAACAUCCUCACCGCCGCCACCACGGCCUGCGCCAUCUUCGCCCCCGCCGCCGCGGCCUACGACAUGAGAGUCAAGAAGUACGGCAAGACGGACUGCUCCUCGUCCGGCGGCGGCAACCUGGACUGGAACGCCAACGAGUGCCACGCCCUCUACAGCACCGACUGGGGCAUGAAGGUCAUUGACUACGACACCAAGUGCAAGAUGAGAGGAUACAACAACGGAAACUGCAGAGGCAGUGCGGUUACUGCUUUCAGCACCAGGCAGUGCCAUUCUUUGAAGGGAGUUUGGUCCGUUCGUGUGGAGUGCGAGUAAACGGUUGCAGGAUAUAGGGCAUUUGUAACAGAGACUUGGACGCGGAAGGAUGAGAUAGAUGGGGCCUACUUGUUACGGCAUUAGAGUGAAGGGCACAUAGACUUCGCGCACACAAGAAGCCGUUUCAAGAACUGUUCCCAUCUGCAAGGUGUUCGAAGCUUCUUUGAGUUGAGGAGCGAUGAAUGACUUUAUACUCUGCAUUCCCAGAAUGAGAAGCUAGCGC
Messenger RNA from Colletotrichum scovillei, 1095 nucleotides. RefSeq lists its product as uncharacterized. The record is from RefSeq and is a predicted model, not a curated record. The coding region runs from base 381 to 872 and encodes 163 amino acids. The transcript is spliced from 2 exons. Lineage: Eukaryota; Fungi; Ascomycota; Sordariomycetes; Glomerellales; Glomerellaceae.